Malus domestica (apple) is the source of this 1800-nucleotide messenger RNA. RefSeq lists its product as uncharacterized. NCBI's taxonomy places the organism in Eukaryota, Viridiplantae, Streptophyta, Magnoliopsida, Rosales, Rosaceae. The record is from RefSeq and is a predicted model, not a curated record.
ACUGGUAGUUCUGAAACUUUAACUCUCUCAGUCACGCACUUCAUGACGAUCCAUAGUUAUCGUCUGCUCUAUGGACCAUGGAAAACCCUACAGAAACACUCCCAGAAACCCAGGUGAACGGCCCAGAUCCGCCGAACAACCCAGAAACCUCCGCAUCCGGAGAUGGUCUUCUCGCCGAGCUCGAGUCCCUCCGCCAGUCACACCAAGCCCUGCUAUCGAAGUCCGUGGCGAUGGAUGAAGACUCUGAUCUCAUCCGGCAGCAGAGAGACGAUGCCCUGGCUCGCAACAACGAGCUAACCAAAGUCGUCGGAGAAAUUUCCGGCGAGAGAGAGUCGCUUCGCGACGAAAUUCAGAAGCUCGAAGGUUGUCUGAGAGAAAAGGAAGAUGGGUUUGACUCGAAAUUGGAGGAGGAGCUGAAAUUGAAGGAGGUGAUUGAAAACGAGGUGCGAGUUUGUCGGGAGACGAUUGAAAGAUUGGAGCUUGAGAGAAAAGAGAGAGAUGGGUUUUUGCUUAAGUGCUUGGAUUCGCUCCGAUCGAUCAAGGAGGGUAUAAUCGGAAUAAUCGACUGCGUCGGCGACGAAAAGGUAGGGAAUGGAACUGAAGAAGCUGAGGGGACCGGUGCGGAAUCGGAAUCCGACCCAGAGUGGAGGGCGGUUUAUGAGGAGAUUGCGGCGGUUGCGCGGCUGACAGCUUCGGCGGAGGCGCAGGUGAGUGAGUAUAAAGAGCUGAGGAAGAAGGAGAAGAAGGAGUUGGAGAAUAGCGUGGUGAGUCUGACGGAGGAGAACAGAGAUAUCAGCAGCCUGCUAAGGGUUGCUCUGGCGGAGAAGGAGGCGGUGGUGAAGAGGUUGAAGGGAAGCGAGCAGAAGCGGGUGCCUAUUUUGCAGAGAGUUGGGUUUGGGUUUAUAAUGGGAAGUGGGGGCAAUGAGCAGUCGCCGGAGAGUUCCGGGGAUAAGCUGGACGGUGCAGGGUCUACUGCAGGAAGUAAAUCGGAUGGCAGUGACUGUGAAGAGGGGGUCAUCAGUCUGGCCUCGACUGUAGAGAAGAUCAUGAAGAACCUGCGGCUUGAGAUCACUCAGUUGAGAAGAUCUCUGGAUGAAUCUAGGUCAGACACUGAGCGCUUGCAGAGUCUCGCGGAAAAACAAGCUCAACAAAUUUCGGAAAACACGCAGUACAUCAAGGAGUUAGAGAAUAGAGAGAGGGUUUUAACUCAAAAUGUUGAAGAACUCAUGAUCGAAAUAAAGGAAAGUGAAGCAGAGGUUGCUAGAUGGAGAGAAGCUUGCGAGCUAGAAGUUGAAGCUGGGAAAACUGAGAUUGGAGAACGUGAGAAAGUGAUCGCCAUUCUGAAGCAAGAAUUGGAGAAGACAAAGGCGGCUCUCGACAUAUCAAAUGGCAAACUGAAGAUGAAAGAAGAACUUGCAGCGACCGCUAUGGCUGCGCAGGCAGCAGCAGAGAGGUCCCUGCAGCUGGCCGAUAGCAGGGCAUCAGGACUACGGGCACGUAUAGAAGAACUAACAAAGCAAGUAGAAGAAGCAGAGAGCAGAGAGCGCAAUAACCGAAGGGUGAGACACAUAUGUUGGCCAUGGCGACUCCUGAAAGCUUCUAACAAUGCACAAAACAGUAUUAAGCCUGUAAGACGAUUCCUACCUGAAAUGCAAGCCUUGCUUCACUAUAGCGGGUGAUAAAUCAGUUACUUUUCGGAUCAAUUCAGUUGUAUUUGUUUGAAUUUGUUUCUUCGUUUAUUUUUUAGAUGUAAAGAAACAAUUGCUCGAGUACGAUUACAAUGUGCAGUGUUUCCUCCUU